AUGACCAGCUGUGACAUGCAGGCGUUUCUACAGAUGAAGACUCUCUGGAGAUUGUCUAUGCGGCUAUUCUGGGCGAUCGUGAUGGUUCUUGGCCUCACCACCCUAUUCACCCUCGCAUACGACAACAUCGCUUUCUUCGUCUCAUCCCACGAAGACACCCUCAACAAUCCCAAACACAGACCAUCUCUUUUCACAAAUUACUUCACCCACGGCGUCACGCCAGUACCAUGCCACUCACACAAUGACUACUGGCGACGAGUACCUCUCUUCUCUGCCCUCAGAGCUGGCUGCACCAGCGUUGAAGCCGAUAUCUGGCUAGAAAACGAUAUCCUCCGCGUCGGCCAUACUCCACACACAAUCCUCCGCGGACAAACACUAAACAGCCUCUAUCUAAAUCCGCUACUGGAAACGCUACAACAGCAUAACCCACACUUAAACGGAUCAGUCCCGGUAUCCACAUCGGCACCGGCUUCGGCAUCAGAAUCGAGCCCAGCAGUGUCUCCAGCAUCAGAUCAACCCUCAGAUCUAACCACAACCUACACCAACGCUCACACUCAUACCCACUCCCCAAAAGAAAUAAUCGGCAUAUUCCCCACAAACCCAACCCAGACCCUCGUCCUCCUAAUCGACUUCAAAAGCGGCGAACACCAAUGGGAAUACCUCAUGGAAGCCCUCCGCCCAUUGCGCGAAAGCGGCUACCUCAGCUACACCAGCACCAGCACCAGCACCAGCAAAAACGCCAAUUCCAGCUCUAGCACUACAGAAGAAACCGAGAUAAUAACCCGCCCUAUCACAAUCGUAGCAACAGGCUCGGCACCCUACCACCGCAUCCUCUCCAAUCCCCACAGAGAUACAUUCUACGACGCACCGCUAGACGACCUAGACAGUACACCCCAGUCCUCAAUCCACGAAGCCUACUCUUGGAAAAACAGCUACUAUGCCUCUGUCAACUUCCACCGCUCAAUCGGGUCAUUGCCGUUAGCGAGACUUUCGCAGGGCCAGCUGGCGAAAGCCCGGAGUCAGAUACAGGCUGCGCAUGAACGGGGGUUGAAGGUUAGAUAUUGGGGGACGCCUGGGUGGCCGGUGGGGUUGAGGAAUUAUGUUUGGCGGGUUCUUGUUCGGGAGGGGGUCGAUGUGCUCAAUGUUGAUGAUUUGAGGGCUGCGACGAGGGUUGAUUGGGGGAGGGAUAGUUGGUGGUGA
Penicillium manginii is the source of this 1200-nucleotide messenger RNA. RefSeq lists its product as uncharacterized. Gene Ontology annotation, molecular function: phosphoric diester hydrolase activity. NCBI's taxonomy places the organism in Eukaryota, Fungi, Ascomycota, Eurotiomycetes, Eurotiales, Aspergillaceae. The record is from RefSeq and is a predicted model, not a curated record. Gene Ontology annotation, biological process: lipid metabolic process. Bases 1 to 1200 code for a protein of 399 amino acids. The transcript is spliced from 2 exons.